GUUUGUUUGCAGCUUUCAACUUUUGUUUGCAACAGCCUAAACGCCGGGGAAGUACUCCACGAGACGAUAAAACAAUCGUUAUCACAUGACCGAUAAUUUGUGGCCCGUCCAACUGAAAUAUCACCGCUCACUUAGAACCACACAGCACAUAAUCGAACGCCACAAUACCCCGCGAACAAUAAGGGUGCACGUGUGACUCCAGCCAAUCCUAGCACCCCACAGGGAGCCAAUGGCGUGACGCCGCCGUCGCGUUCCCAUUGGCCGCCCGCUAGCCCCUCCCUCGCCCAUUGGCGGCCACAAGUGGUAACAGGAGAAGGUUUCGAGUUUUCCAAAUUCAAGUGUGGAGGGUGCUAGUGCUCAAGUGGAGCCGAGUGGCCGACAAACACUCCUCUGGGACGUUUCAAUUACAAUUUGCAUUUUGGAACCGGUUAGAAGUUUGAGAAAGUUCGAAGUACACGGGGUUGAAAGUAAAAUAGUUUGUGGCAGUGUUGAAUUUUAACUAAAUUCAAGAACUUCGGACCUGUGAAGGCGACUGUGUUUUCCGUGGUUUGAGCGGGAAGUUUCAACGGUUGGAAUAGGUGAAAAGUGGUUGUGCUGAAUUUUAGGACGCUGUGGACUCUUUUUUAUGUGGUACUGAGUUUGAACGACCAUGAAGUGAUAGUGUUAGUGACAUUCCCAAGUGUUAGUGAUCAUGACGGACUCCACGAAGGCCCGUGCCCCCCGUGUUCCCCACACGCCGUUGCUGUGGUGCCCCACGUUGUUACCCCCUUGGUGUUCGUUUCUACCAGCCGCAUGGUGUAACCCUGCCGCAAUACGGUCUGCCUUCCCUGGGUUGCUGGACAUGAAAAUGGCUCCUCAAGCACGACCUUCUGGCUUCCACAUCUGCGACAUCCUCGACCUCAACGAUGGCAAAGUCACCCCUGGCCAAGAGCCACUUCCACCCCAGACCUCAGGGCCCGAGUUGACGACUCUCACACCCCACGGUCUGUUGUUCUCCAACCCCCAGCUCCCAGAGUCCAUCCCGCCCCACUGGCCCACGUCGCUGACGGAACUCAGGGGAUUAAGCGGACCUCAGCAACAAGCGUCCCCCGACAGCACCUCCGCCUCAGCCACGGAAGGCACGGACUCCGGCAGCACCUCGCUGGUCCAUGACCCCCAGGAGUUGGAGGACGAGGGUGACGAUGGCCACGAGAGCGAUCACUCCAGAGGUGACCACAGUCAGCCACCCGGCCAGGGGCACAAGAAGAGGAAGCGGCGAGUGCUCUUCAGCAAGGCACAAACAUACGAGCUGGAGAGGAGGUUUCGACAGCAACGCUACCUGUCGGCGCCGGAGAGAGAACACCUAGCCUCCAUCAUACAUCUCACACCUACACAAGUCAAGAUCUGGUUCCAGAACCACAGGUACAAGACCAAAAGAGCACAGCAAGAGAAGGGGAUGCACAUCGACCCUCACGGCGGCUCCUCCCUACCAUCCCCUAGGAGAGUGGCUGUCCCAGUUCUGGUGAGGGAUGGUAAACCUUGCACAUCCCAGGGGAAACCCAACGAUCCUCUGGUGUUACCUUCUUAUCAGCAUCCCCUCAUGCCGCAGCAACGGUGGUGGUAGGCGAGGCUUGGCCUGAACCGAGCGAGGUACAGGCUACAUAGGCAAAACCAGUGAAGGACAGGCUUCAUGGUAACAUCACUAGUGAAGGACAAGCUUCAUAGCAACAUGUACGUGAUGGGCUACAUAGGCAAAAAACACGAGGGGCUACAAGCAACAGUGUAAUAUUGUGUGCAGUACAGGUCCAGACAAUUAUCAGAUCUAGUUCCUGCUUUGAUGCAUUGACUUUGGAUAACAAGAGAUCAUUCUUAUUGGUAGCCUACGGAGAGGUGCCAAUUUUGCGUGUUUUGAGAUAC
Messenger RNA from Macrosteles quadrilineatus (aster leafhopper), 1896 nucleotides. Its product is annotated as homeobox protein vnd-like. The transcript is spliced from 6 exons. Gene Ontology annotation, cellular component: nucleus. NCBI's taxonomy places the organism in Eukaryota, Metazoa, Arthropoda, Insecta, Hemiptera, Cicadellidae. Bases 692 to 1603 code for a protein of 303 amino acids. The record is from RefSeq and is a predicted model, not a curated record. Gene Ontology annotation, molecular function: DNA-binding transcription factor activity, RNA polymerase II-specific; RNA polymerase II cis-regulatory region sequence-specific DNA binding. Gene Ontology annotation, biological process: cell differentiation; regulation of transcription by RNA polymerase II.